Molecule: messenger RNA, 2148 nt
Organism: Fundulus heteroclitus (mummichog)
Lineage: Eukaryota; Metazoa; Chordata; Actinopteri; Cyprinodontiformes; Fundulidae
Product: xin actin-binding repeat-containing protein 1-like
Exons: 2
Coding region: 90-2063 (657 amino acids)
Biological process (GO): actin filament organization; actin cytoskeleton organization
Cellular component (GO): stress fiber; focal adhesion
Molecular function (GO): actin filament binding
Source: RefSeq, a predicted model, not a curated record
CUGGACAAAAUCCAAAAGGAACCCCUUCAGGAGAAGUCAGUAUCUGUGGAAGAACCCAUGUGGGAAACGUUGAUGUGAAAUCCAGCACCAUGGUCUUUGAGUCCCUACCUCUCUAUGCCAUCAGAGACAAAGAAGGUCAGUUUCAUGAGGUGACCACUGUCAAAAAAGAGGAGGUCAUGAGUGGUGACGUGAGUGGGACGAGGUGGAUGUUUGAGACAAAACCCCUCGAUUCCAUCAAGGCAGAAAAUGAAGUGUAUGUGAUUCGAGCUGUUACACAAGAAGACGUCAAGAAAGGGGAUGUAAAAUCAGCCAGAUGGAAGUUUGAGACACAGCCUCUCGACUCCCUCACUGAUCCAGACGAAUCUUCUGUUCAGCUUACUGAAGACUUUGCAGGCAGCAAUGUGCAGCUAAAUAAAAAAAUAUUCGAAUCGGACCAGUCAAGCAAGAGGUUUGUGAGGAUGGUUAGUGUCACUGAUGUGCAGCGCGGGGAUGUUAGGACCUCUACCUGGCUCUUUGAGAAUCAGACCCUUAACAGUCUGAAAGGGGAACCUCAGGAGCAGAGUCCAGCUAAAACAGUCCACAGAGAAGACAGCCAGAAGGGAGAUGUGAAGCGCUGCACAUGGCUGUUUGAAUCCCAACCACUGGACAAGAUCAAGGACUCUGAAGACACCUCAGCGCAAGCUAUUGAGGAGAUACCCAAAGCUGAUGUGAAGUGCACUACCUGGCUAUUCGAGACCACACCACUGGAUAAAAUCACUGCCAACAGUGUGGCUGAGACCCUCUCAUACUUGUAUGAAAGGAAGUUUGUCCACUCCAGUGGCAUAAUAAUAGAAGCAAACGAGAGAAAUCACGUUAACAUGGCAAAAUAUCUCCUUGAGUGCAGUGAAGGUGUGCAGAUUCAGAAAGAGGACAUCAUUGCUGGCAACAUUAGAAACAUCAUGUUGCAACUCCUGCUCAAACCAACAAUAAGGCCACAAGUGACUCUUCUGAGAGAAGUUGAAAAGGGUCAAAUUAACACGACACUAGUAGAGCUUCCAGUCUUCGAAUCAACCAUGAGUGCCAAUAUUGAGAGCGAUCAAAGAAUGCAGAACAUUGCUCAGCUGAUAGAUGACUUGCUCAUUCAGGAUAAGAAUUUCAAAAAAGGGAUCAUAAUGCAAGAGACUGGAGAGGAAAAGGGAGAAAUGUCAGUUUUUUCUCUUAUCAGCAAUAGUGAUACAAAAACUGAGAGUCAUAUUAUGGAGAGGGGAGAUGUGAAAGGUACAAUUGGAAAUCUAUUGGCUACUGCCAACAGUCAACGAGCUGCAACAUCGUGUAGAGUGGAUGCAAAUGAGAAGGGAAAUGUGAAUUUGUACAAAAGCUGCAUUGAAAAAGGAGAUCUCCGGUACUUGAAGAGUCUUCAUACUGAUGAAUGUGAAGAUGAAGGUGUCCAAGCCCUUUCGAUGAAGGAACAAGUCGAAACAGUUCAGGGGGGUGUUCAGGAAGCAAAGAGAAGCCUCUGCCAGCAGAAAGAGCAGGUCGAGAAAACCAUUUGUGAUGUGUUGCCAGGAGAUGUAAGGAACGCCAAAAAAGUUUUCUCAUCCGAGUCCUUUGUCAGUGUUGAUAGCUGUAUUCCAAAAGAAGAAAUAAUCCCAGGUGAUGUGUCAUCAGCAAAGCAGCAACUGGCAGAGAAGCAGCCUGUCAUUGUGGACAAGGAAGAAGUUGUACCUGGAGACAUCAAGGCAACAAUGGAGUCUUUAGAGCGUGCAAAGCAGCAAAGCAUGUGUGUGGAAAAGGAGACCAUUAAACCCGGAACCAUCUAUGAGAUGGACCUGUCAACUCACGGUCCUGUAGAUGAAGGAAGCCAACCACAGAAAGAAGUUAUUGUAUCUGGAGAUGUGAGAGCAGCUAAAAAGUCCCUCGAAAUGGCCAAGCAGCAAAGCAUGCACGUGGAGCGGGAAGUCAUUGUUCCUGGAAAAAUAUACAAUUUGGGAGUGACAGCGAAAGAGGAAACCUCUUCAACUGUGGAGCUGUCUACAUGUUCAUCCUCCUCCAGAUGCCAGCAAAUCAAGACUUAUCCUAAGUAACCUGUGAAGGACAGCCAAGGAACCCAAUACAGAUUUCAGCCCCCAACCCCAUAGUAAAUGGACACUCUUUAUCAUCCGGUUUGGA